UUGUUUUUAAUAUUUUUAUUUAAAUCCUGGCCAUCGCUAAAAUCAGAAAUGGGAUAGUGCCUAUAGCCUAUCGUAGUUUUUGAUUAGCAGCGAACAUUGAUUUAAAUCUUUUUAUAAAUUAACAAUGGCCGAAAGAUCCACUCGUAAUAGGGGUAGGAGUAGGCAGAAUAAUCAAUCAGUUCCAGGAACGGACGGCCUCGAAGAGCAGCUUGGCGAAAUAUUGGCGCGCCUUCACGCCCUUGAGGGCAGCGCGCCGGUGGUCCCGAGCCCGGCCAAUGGCGCCACCAGCCACGUGGAGCCGGACGCCAGCCACGUGGACGCGGCCAGCCGCCUGGACAUCGCUGCUCCCGGAUCCAGCACGCAGGCUCCGUCGUUGACACCCGGGGCAAGUGCUAGCACCGUCGGCGAACCAAAUGGGAGUUCUUCUGCAGCACCUGAUGCUACUGACCGUCUCAUUGGGGCCCUUACCGCAUUAACUAAAGUAAGAUCUAACCAUUACUACAUUUCAAAUUUUGAUCCAAGUUUGCAUGACAUCGAUUCUUGGUGUGAAGAGGUUGAAAGAGCACGUGAUAUCAAUCGUUGGGAUGACAAUGAGUGCCUUUCUAGGAUAGCUAACUGUUUGAAAGGGGACGCUCGUAGUUGGCUUAACGAGUGGGUUACCAACGAUCGUUCGUGGACGAACUUUAAAUUCGAAUUUAAACCGUUGUGCUCGCGAAGAAUCGAUGUUGCUAAUAUUUUAUUUAGCGUCAUGUCUACAAAUUCCGACAGUUAUACCACGUAUGCAGAAUAUGCAAGACGUUCGUUACUAAGAUUGAACAUAGUAAAAGGUUUAAGCGACGAGUUAACGGUUGCUAUUGUUAUACGAGGUAUAACUGAUGCUCAGAUUCGGGCUGCCGCGACUAACGCUCAACUAUUGCCCAGAGAUCUUGUCGAGUUUCUUUCUAUUUAUACCAAACCUAAUUCAAAUAUUGCUCAAUCAUCCACACGCCAAUCACGCAGUAGGCAAAUUGAAUCAAAUAACCUAAAACGCGGUAAUAAUUUUAAUACGCCCAAUCGUGAAUUAAAAUGUUAUUCAUGUUUUGAAAUAGGCCACCUGCAACGAUUUUGCCCUAAACGAUUUAAACAGCUUGAGGACCAGAAAAAGCCUUCUGACACUUCGUCUAAUACCACUGCGAACGUUUGCUCGUUUUGUAAAAAACCGGGUCAUGACGACACUGUGUGCUUUGCUAAGAAGCGAUCCGAAUCACGAAAUUAAAACCAUGUUAAAUUUUUGUCGAGAAUUAACGGGUAGUUCGGACGAGUGAUAUUACGACGGCGGUAAUACAAGGCAUACCUACGGAUAUUUUGAUUAACAGUAAUGACAGUGACUCUCGCUUUUAUUUAAUCAGUAUAUCCGUGCUUAAAUAUUUUGAAUACACUUUCAAGUUUUGCGCGGUAUUGGCAGCAAUAUCGUUAGCACUGGUGGUGCAACAUUCCUAGUUGAACUGUGAUUACACUUUGAAUGUUUUAUCUAUUUAUGUGUUCCCCUGAGUAUAAUACUAGUGUGCCCGUGAUAAUUGGGACAAUUGCUUUGAUUGGCAACUGAGUAUAGCAUACCUUCUGGCUUGAAUGGUAAACAUUACGUUAUUUCCUUUUUCUAAUACUAACGGUAAAAAGGACGUGUUACGUGUACAAUUCAGUAAUCCACUACCGAUCAAUAGUCCGCUUACCGGGUGAGGUUAUGAGAAAUUUUCGCAAUUAUUUAUAACUGUAACGACCGUUUGGUUGAGUUUUGGUUGAUACGACUGUUACAGACGGGAUGUAGAUUGAAUUGACAAGUAACAUUCCUAUUGAUUUAUAGAUCAUACAAAAUGUCUAUCGACGAGAAUUUGAUAGUGCACGUGACAGUUCGUGAUCUAUCUAGUUAUUAUUCACGAGUCAGUCACAGUACGCUAGCGCGCUAAAAACAGUAAAGACGCGACGGAAAAGACCAUACGUGCGUUGAUUACCGUGCGUUGAAUGCCAUUACGGUGAAAGAUCGCUUUCCACUGCCUCUGAUCGAGGACCACAUACACCGUCUUGGUAAAAGCUUGUAGAUACUUUGUUUGGAUAUGGCCACUAGCUUCCAUCAGCUAGCAUUGGAUAGCGAUUUUGAAUACCUAAAGGUCUUGUAUGGCCCUUAUAACGCACAUAUGUACACCAGCGAAUAAUAACAAUGACACUCUCGGCUGGGUUAUCAAUUACCUAACUUUAAGUCGUAGGAAAUCACGUCAGGUUAGGCCGAGGGAAAAAUCUUUGAUUGACUCUCAAUGUACUACAAACGUACGUCAAAUACGACAAUUCUUGGGCUAGUCUGUUAUUUCUGGCAAUACAUGCCCGAAUAUGCAGUUACGAUGGUUUCCUGAAUUUUCUUUCUGAAGUUUCUUUUUUAAAUAAUAACAUACAUAGCGCAUCGUUUGAUUUGUUUACAUCAUACUGCCUGACUCGAAAGGUUUUAAAUGCGUUUCAUUAAUAGUCUAUGCAUUUCAAAUAUUGUUUGCCUAAUGACUAAAGACGACUCUAAUUUGAUUUAUUUUGACAAUAGCAUUGUUAAAGUAUGUCGAUUUAAGUAUGCAAAAUUGUUUUCCUAAUAAGUACGUUUGGAUAUUGUUUUAGGGUUAUGUUAAGAGUAUAGGGCCUAGCAUACAUUGUAUAACUCCUCAAUUGCACGGUGAAAAUGGACAAGUGGAGCGAUACUGUAGUCUAAAAAUCGUCUGAAGCGAAUAUUUAAAUAAGAUAGUUUUUAUAAUUAAAACUUCGCAGAUGACUGGCAAGCUCAACUCCGAGUGCGUGGACCUUACCACGUCACGGGAGUGUGUGAUCCACACGGUUGCUACAACCUGCGACUGGUGGCCCGGCUCCUACGGCAAAACACAAACUGCAGCUGAGCGUUUGUUUAUUUGGCGCGAAAAAUGGACCCCAGAGUCAUGUGCCGCCUUCUUUGACAGUGACGAGGACACUGCACCUGGCACGAUCUUUGACUCAAGCGCUGAAACUGUCAGCCCACCUGCCGAUGAGUCAGCCGGGUCCAACUACUAGCGUCGCACCUCCUGAACCUAACAUCCAGGAGAGCCAAGCCGUAGAACGCACGAGCCGCCACCUACCAUCUGCCAGUCACACAAUA
Molecule: messenger RNA, 3142 nt
Organism: Cydia splendana
Lineage: Eukaryota; Metazoa; Arthropoda; Insecta; Lepidoptera; Tortricidae
Exons: 2
Coding region: 125-1255 (376 amino acids)
Molecular function (GO): nucleic acid binding; zinc ion binding
Source: RefSeq, a predicted model, not a curated record